CCUCUAUAAUUGCAGCGAAAUUGGCACUUUCGGGGUUCGUCUAGAACCGUCACGCGAAUCACUGAUUUCUUCCGUCUUGUGAGACUCUGGUUUAGCUAUGGCGACCGAAACAAAGCAGCCUGCUGAAGACGUCAAGGUUGAUCUCUUCGAGGACGAUGAUGAGUUUGAAGAGUUUGAAAUCAAUGAAGAAUGGGAAGAGGAAGAGGAAGGAAAAGAAGUGACCCAGCAGUGGGAAGAUGAUUGGGAUGACGAUGAUGUUAGUGAUGAUUUCUCUAUUCAGCUGAGAAAGGAACUGGAAAGCAAUGCUGAAAAUGAGAAGAAGUAAAAAAGCUGCUACUUGCGGUUGCUUGAUGUUUCAAAUGCAUUGUGACUGAGUUAUCUGAUCUUUCCUUGGAAUUGUUCUUGCCUGCGAAAUCAGCGGCACGAACGCUAUGCUUAGGCAGUAAGGAGUGUUAGAUCAGGACAUAAAAAACAUUAUUCUUGUUCUGUUCUUAUAUGAGCAUGUAAGCUGUUGGAUGUUUGAACUUGAACUGUUGAACAGAAUUCUUCAUCACUUGCUCUGAAAAUUUGGCCUUACCCGCUACUGCAUCAAA
Neltuma alba is the source of this 593-nucleotide messenger RNA. Its product is annotated as protein DSS1 HOMOLOG ON CHROMOSOME V-like. The record is from RefSeq and is a predicted model, not a curated record. Lineage: Eukaryota; Viridiplantae; Streptophyta; Magnoliopsida; Fabales; Fabaceae. The coding region runs from base 98 to 325 and encodes 75 amino acids. Gene Ontology annotation, biological process: proteasome assembly; mRNA export from nucleus; double-strand break repair via homologous recombination. Gene Ontology annotation, cellular component: proteasome complex; proteasome regulatory particle, lid subcomplex. The transcript is spliced from 3 exons.